AUGGUCUAUUGCGGAAAACCAUCAAGAGCUUGCAGCAACUGCAGGUCACGUCAAGCCAAGUGUGACAGGAAGCAGGAGUGUGGGCAAUGCAGAAGAGCGGGUUUGCAAUACCCAGGCCCUCGAGAUUCAAAUGAACUAGUAUUUAGGGAUCAAAGCCAGGAAGUCAGUCGGAAAGUAACCACGAAAAGCUCGCGGUCCAUCAUCCCCAAGAGUAUUAUUGCAACUACCCUCGAACAAGCCAAAGCUUUAUUCUUCAACCGGUAUGUCAACGGAAACGCAAAGACCUACGACUACAUUGCAUCGUUCAUCCCAAAGACGGAUUGGGUUUCUUGUCUAUCUGCCGCGGUGGACGCUGCGAGUUUGGCAUAUUUCUCGACCCAAAACUCUUCCCCUGUCGUCCUAAAAUAUGCAAGGGAGAAUUACGUUCUUGCUCUUCGACUGGUCGGCGAAGCUCUACAGUCCCGUGACCAGGCAACGAAGGACCCAACCUUGGUGUCUGUACUACUUCUAGAUCUCUUCGAGAAGUUGACCCGGACUCAUCGAUCUUCAGAUUCAUGGACCAAGCACAUGAAGGGAGCAAUCGAGCUUGUCAAGCUCCGUGGUGAUGCUCAGUUCCGGAGCGUCCUUGGCCUGAGAUUGUUCCUGCAGUUCCACUCUACCCUUCUGAUUGGCUGCCUGCAACACAAUGCCAGAGUUCCUUGCCAUCUUAUUGAGCUUCGUCGUGAAGCUAGCCAAUAUAUAGAUUCGAAAGAUCCAAAGUGGAAUUUCUCAGAAAUCGUUCUUCGAUUCGUUGCGCUUCGGGCGGAGACUCGUGAAGGACGCUUUAAAAGCAAAGAACUUCUAGAUACUGCAAGACGCCUUGAUGCUGAACUGAAAGUCGUCGCAGAGACUGUUCCGCCCGAGUGGAAGUAUAAUAUUGUCAUGGUUCCAUCACCCGUCGAGGAGGUUUAUGGAGAAUAUUUCCACCUUUAUAUGGAUUAUCAUAUGACACAUACCUGGAACAAUAUCCGGAUCAUUCGAAUACUUCUUAACGAACUUAUCAGAGAGCAUUAUUUAAGUCAGGCCGAUCCUGCUGAACUAUCCUCGAUAUUUUCUCCCGAGUCUCACCAUGACGAUUAUGCUCAUGUCUCCGACUGUAUCCUGACCCUGUCGACUGAAAUUGUCGCGUCGGUGCCACAAUAUACUCAACUCCCACGACAUGUUAAUGGAUCUAUGUCUGAACCUUCGUCAAUAGAGUAUUCUACCCAUUAUCCAUUAAUUCCUAGAAAAAACCCCUUGUCCCACCUUCCCCGAAUAUCAAGUUCAAAUUCCAUUCAGGCCAAAGUUAAACUUGGUCCACAGGACUUCACACUCUUCGAAACCUCGAGAUGCUACUCCUUGGUAUUCCCUCUAUAUGUUGUUGGCAGCUUAGAAGUCUGCUCAGACUCGAUGCAAGAGUGGAUCCUCACCACAUUAGCUUUCCUGAAAAAUAUCGUGGGUAUCAAAGAGGCAGCGGUUGCUGCGGGUUACUUGAAGGGAAGAGAGAAAAUCAACCCGUGGUCUUUGUAUGCAAUGAUUGGGAGUUACUCGUUCUCUGCUUAA
Messenger RNA from Hyaloscypha bicolor E, 1581 nucleotides. RefSeq lists its product as uncharacterized. The coding region runs from base 1 to 1581 and encodes 526 amino acids. Gene Ontology annotation, molecular function: DNA-binding transcription factor activity, RNA polymerase II-specific; zinc ion binding. Gene Ontology annotation, biological process: regulation of DNA-templated transcription. The record is from RefSeq and is a predicted model, not a curated record. NCBI's taxonomy places the organism in Eukaryota, Fungi, Ascomycota, Leotiomycetes, Helotiales, Hyaloscyphaceae. The transcript has 2 exons.